ACCUUCGCACUUAAGGAUCAGCGCUGGGUGCCGAUACCCUGGAUAAUCGUCAUGGCUCAUUUUACUCCGGUUUUGAGUCCUAGCACCGGGUUUUGUCCAGACUGAAGCUGGAUUUAACUUUUUCAAUCUGCUCGCGGAGUUUCAACCGUUCGUCCCUCCGCUCGAACUUGCCUCCUUCGAACCUAGAAGUCAUAGCUCUUGUCACGUACAAUCUUCAAAAUGGCUUCGCUCCCCAAAGGCCUCUCGGCAAUCUUAGCAAAAGCCCCCUCGGACACAGUGAUCCUAUCAUCACUACGCACGCCCAUCUGCAGAUCGUACCGCGGCCAGCUCAAGGACGCCUACCCGGAAGAACUGCUCUCGGUUGUGCUGCGCGCCACCCUCGACGCGAACCCGAACCUGCCACCCGACCAAAUCAACGAUGUUGCCGUGGGCGUGGUGCUCUCGGAGCUGGGCGGCAGCAAGGCGGCCCGCAUGGCCAUGAACCACGUCGGGUUUCCGAACACUACGAGCUUGUGCACGGUGAACCGGGCAUGUAGUAGCAGUCUUCAGGGCAUGGUCACCAUCGCGGGAGAAAUAAGGAGUGAGAUGAUCAACGUAGGCAUUGCGGCCGGCAUGGAGAGUAUGACGAGGAAUUACGGGAGCAGAGCUAUUCCUAUGGAUUUGUGGCCCGAGUUGAAGGAGAGUUCCGUGCAGGAUGCUCGGGACUGUAUUAUGGCCAUGGGACUUACGAGCGAGAAUGUGGCGGAGCGAUAUGACGUGGGGAGAAAAGAGCAGGACGAGUUUGCCGUCGAGAGUCACCGCCGCGCCGCUAAGGCGCAAUCUGAGGGGCACUUUGAGCAGGAGAUUGUCCCGGUCAACACGAGGUUCCAGGAGGUAGAUAAGCAGGGCAACAAAAUUGGCGAGGAACAGCGAAUAACAGUCACUACGGACGACGGAAUCAGAGCCAAUGCCACCGUCGAGGGCCUCGCCAAGCUGAAGGCCGCUUUCAAGGCUGAUGGCGCGAGUACGGCCGGCAACUCGAGCCAAGUUAGUGACGGCGCCGCUGCUACGCUUCUCAUGCGACGGAGCACGGCAACAGCGCUGGGGCUCACCUCGAGCAUCAUCGGCAAGUUUGUGGCUGCCACCACGGCAGGCUGCAAGCCCGACGAGAUGGGCAUCGGCCCAGCGCUGGCCAUACCAAAGCUACUAAGCCAGCUCGAGAUCAGCACGCAGGAUGUGGACCGCUGGGAGCUAAACGAGGCCUUUGCUAGUCAGGCCAUCUACUGUGUAAGGGAGUUAGGGCUCGAGAAGGACUGGGAGCGGGGCAAAGUGAACCCUGAUGGUGGCGCUAUUGCGCUGGGACACCCUCUGGGGGCCACGGGUGCAAGAAUGACAAGCACGUUAAUACAUGGACUUAAGAGGAGUGAAGGGCAGGUGGGUGUGGUAAGUAUGUGUGUCGGUACAGGGAUGGGUAUGGCGGGGCUGUUUGUCAGGGAGUAGGACAUGUUGUGUGUACAUAUUUAUGCAUAUAUUCUGCGUAUUCGUUGUAUCGAAAGAACGGUGCAGCCCGAAUGAAAUUGGCGAAUCCUGAGUUCUUUGACCGGG
Molecule: messenger RNA, 1584 nt
Organism: Pseudomassariella vexata
Lineage: Eukaryota; Fungi; Ascomycota; Sordariomycetes; Amphisphaeriales; Pseudomassariaceae
Product: Thiolase, N-terminal domain-containing protein
Exons: 1
Coding region: 220-1479 (419 amino acids)
Biological process (GO): fatty acid beta-oxidation; phenylacetate catabolic process
Cellular component (GO): peroxisome
Molecular function (GO): acetyl-CoA C-acyltransferase activity
Source: RefSeq, a predicted model, not a curated record